Molecule: messenger RNA, 324 nt
Organism: Paramuricea clavata
Lineage: Eukaryota; Metazoa; Cnidaria; Anthozoa; Malacalcyonacea; Plexauridae
Source: the annotation of a GenBank genome assembly
GAAAAGCUACCGAAAAAGGAAAGUGAUCUACGACGAAUCUCUUUAACACCCUGCAUCUCUAUGGCUAUGGAGGAAUUUGUAACAGAAUGGAUUCUUGAAGAUAUUGCACAUAAAAUCGAUCAUAAACUGUUCGGCGUUACAAAAGGCACAUCUGCAACUUUGUGCCACUUGGAUAUGUUUCACAAUUGGCUGUUAAAUUUGAAUACGCCCGGCCAGUAUUUGCGAAUUUGUUUUCUAGAUUUUAGCAAGGCCUUCGACCGCAUCAACCUUAACAUCUUGGUUACCAAGUUGGUCCUUUUAGAAGUACGAAGGUCAUUGCCUUGA